AUGGCAGUUUCGCAGUCAGUGCAGCCGAGAGGCUCGUAUGCUAGUCUUCUACAGGCUCUGAGACCGACUGAAGCGCAACCUCGGGAGCAUAAGCGCAGAAAACUCGGCCAUCCAAAUACCGAAGAUGUAGCGGAGAAGGGCUCCGUUGUGGAGGAGGGCUCGUCGACGGUGGCGGAGGAGAGCCUAGAUGGCGAUUCCAAGGAGGAUGCGGAAGGGCUCGAUGCCGAGGAUGAGGAUGUUGCGGAUGUCGACGAGCAAAGCGAUGAUGAGGAGUUAGCGGACCCUUUCCAGCAACAUCUCGCCUUGCCCACUACCAGUGAAAUUCAAGCCCAAGUCGACAGAGCUCGUGAUUCAAAAGCCACGCCUACCUCAAAGACUGUUUAUGGCGAUUUGAGAAGGACAUGGAUGCCUCUGGGAGACGAUCCGGACCCGACAUUUGCUCUUCGCAAGGUUGCAGACAUGCACCUCAAGAACCGUCUGACCACCCAGGCGCCUCAACUUCUUAACCGGUUGUCUCCGACGGAGCGGGAUAUUGGACGCUCCAUCUUCUCGUAUUCCGACGUCCUUCUUGGCAACAGAACCGUUGGUAAUAUCUCGAAUCUGCGGGACAUCUGUGCGCUUCACAGCCUCAAUCACAUCCUCAAAACCCGAGACCGAGUGCUUCGAAACACGGCCAAACUAGCACAAAACGAUGACGGAGAACUCGAACUUCGAGAUCAAGGGUUCACUCGACCCAAGGUUCUGGUCGUCCUACCAACCAAGCAGAGUUGUGUCCGAUUCGUUGAUUCCAUUGUUAAGUACAGCGAAACAGGACAACAGGAGAACAAAGCACGAUUUCUAGAAACAUUCUCACGCGAGGAUACGGAAGAGUGGCUCGAAAAACCAGAAGAUUUCCGUGAACUGUUUGGCGGCAACCACGAAGAGGAUUUCCGUAUUGGCCUCAAGUUCACUCGGAAAAGUGUCAAGUACUUCUCCGGUUUCUACAACUCAGACAUCAUCAUCUGCUCACCUCUGGGCCUUUUCCGGACCAUCAGCUCCGGUGCAAGCAAAGAUGGCAAGAAGGCGCCCGAUGCCGAUUUCCUUUCGUCGAUUGAGAUCAUGAUCAUCGACCACGCAAGUUCUCUCCAGAUGCAAAAUUGGCAACAUGUCGACUUCAUUCUUGAUCACCUGAACGCCUUGCCAAAAGAAUCGCAUGGCUGCGACUUCUCUAGAGUAAGAUCAUGGUAUCUCGACGACAAAGCCAAGUACCUUCGACAGACCAUUAUCCUCUCGUCGUAUCUGACACCUGAGAUCAACCGACUCGCCGCUAAGCAUCUCCACAAUAUAGCAGGCAGGGUCAAGUAUACGCCAACAUACAACGGUGUCAUGGCGGAUGUCCCCAAUAUGCUACCCAUCCCCGUCAGCCAGACAUUUGUUCGCUUCGAUUCGCGAGUGCCUGUCCAGGAUAGCGAUGCUCGCUUCAGAUACUUCUGCGCCAGUGUCCUGCCGCAAUUGGCCCGCGACAAACAUAGCAAGGGCAUCUUGGUAUUCGUCCCAACCUACGCCGACUUUACGCGUCUACGAAAUCACCUCACCAAUUCCUCUGACAGCACAUCUGUGCCUUUCGGAAGCGUCUCGGAGUACACCUCGGUCAAGGAUACCACGAGGGCACGGUCUCACUUCCUCAGUGGUCGAAACAGAGUGCUUCUGUAUACCGAAAGAGCCCAUCAUCAUUUCCGUUACCGUCUGAAAGGUGUGCGGAGGGUGAUCUUCUACGGUCUGCCGGAAAAUCCGGUCUUUUGGUCCGAGCUUGUUGGUUUAUUAGGCAUCAACAGGGACUUGAUAGAGGGCGAGGUUGCAGGAGGCAGGGGCCUGGUACGCGCAAUGUUCUCUAAGUGGGAUGCCUUGAAGCUGGAGAGAGUGGUCGGCACAGAACGUGUUGGCAGGAUGGUAUCAGAACGGAGCGGAGACACUUUCGAUUUUGUCUAG
Molecule: messenger RNA, 1968 nt
Organism: Cyphellophora europaea CBS 101466
Lineage: Eukaryota; Fungi; Ascomycota; Eurotiomycetes; Chaetothyriales; Cyphellophoraceae
Exons: 1
Coding region: 1-1968 (655 amino acids)
Biological process (GO): maturation of SSU-rRNA from tricistronic rRNA transcript (SSU-rRNA, 5.8S rRNA, LSU-rRNA)
Cellular component (GO): nucleolus; small-subunit processome
Molecular function (GO): rRNA binding; U3 snoRNA binding
Source: RefSeq, a predicted model, not a curated record